Molecule: messenger RNA, 1806 nt
Organism: Pollicipes pollicipes
Lineage: Eukaryota; Metazoa; Arthropoda; Thecostraca; Pollicipedomorpha; Pollicipedidae
Product: DNA helicase MCM9-like
Biological process (GO): DNA replication; double-strand break repair via homologous recombination
Cellular component (GO): nucleus; MCM complex
Molecular function (GO): ATP hydrolysis activity; ATP binding; single-stranded DNA binding
Source: RefSeq, a predicted model, not a curated record
AUGCUCGAGACCAGGGCGUACUACACCUGUAACAAGUGCAAGCACCCGUUCACCGUCACUGCAGAGUACGAGCAGAGCUACCAGUCCGAGCGGGCCCGCUCGCUGUCCGAACCCGAAGCCGUUGCCGCGCUGGCGCCGGCUUCGCGCCCGCCUCGGCCCCCGACGUCGGCGUGGCGCCACCACCAGGCCAGAGAUUAUCAGGAGAUUCGGCUGCAGGAGCAGGUACAGAAGCUGGAUGUGGGCAAGAUCCCCCGCGGCCUCUGUGUCGUGCUGGAGGACGAUCUGGUGGACUCCUGCAAGGCUGGGGACGAUGUGAUCAUCACGGGGACGGUGCGUCAGCGGUGGCGGUCAGCGGUGCGCGGCUCGCCGCCCGACAUCGAGAUGACGCUGCACGCCAACCGGGUGUUCGUCAACAGCGAGCAGCGCACCAGCCUGCUGCUGACCGACGAGCGGCGCCGACAGUUCGACGAGUUCUGGCGCAGAUACCGGCACGACCCCAUGGGCGGCCGCAACCGCAUCCUGCAGCGCUUCUGCUCGCAGAUAUAUGGCCUUUAUGUCGUGAAGCUGGCCGUGGCGUUGACCCUGGUGGGAGGUGUGCGACGGAGCGAUGGCACCAGCAGUACGCGCGGCGAGCCCCACCUCCUGCUCGUCGGAGACCCCGGUACGGGCAAGUCGCAGCUGCUGAAGUAUGCGGCCCGGCUGUGCGCGCGCUCCGUCCUCACCACGGGCAUCGGCUCCACUUCGGCUGGCCUCACCUGCGCUGCUGUUAAGGAAGGGGCUGAGUGGCAGCUGGAGGCGGGGGCUCUGGUCCUGGCUGACGGUGGCGUCUGCUGUAUCGACGAGUUUAACUCCGUGAGAGAGGCCGACAAGACCAGCAUCCACGAGGCCAUGGAACAGCAGACGAUCAGUGUGGCCAAGGCGGGCAUGGUGUGCAAGCUCAACACGCGCUGCUCGAUCGUGGCGGCGGCAAACCCGCGCCUCCCAGUCGACUGGGAGUCGGGCUGCGACGUGCUACCGAGGCUCGGGCUGGGCUCGCCGCUGCUCUCCCGCUUCGACCUCAUCCUGGUGCUGAAGGAUGCCGGCAGCCGCGGCUGGGACAAACUGGUGUCCGGCUACAUUCUGUCCGGCCUGGACCCGCUGGCCGGCGCCGAGCCCACCGCUGCCGCCGCCGACUGGAGCCUGGAGACGCUGCAAGCGUACCUGGCGCACGUGCGCACCCUGCAGACCACCGUCCGCCUGCUGGAGUCGCUGCUGCGGCUGGCGCAGGCGCACGCUCGGCUGCGCUGCUCGGACGGCGGCGCGCAGCUCUGCGACGCCGUGGUGGCCGUCACACUGAUGGAGGCGUCGCUGGGCGGGCUGGGCGGCGGCCUGCUCGGCCCCGACGGCGUCGGCUCCAUCCUGCAGACCAGCUUCCCGGACAGCCCGGCCGACGAGUACCGCCAGCAGUGCGAGCUGAUCCUGGGCCGGCUUGGCAUGGAGGACCUGCUGGAGCAGGAGCUGGCCGCGCUGGACGAGAUGCAGCGACUGGACUCGUCGGCGCAGGUCACGGACAUUGGCGAUCUGUCAACCCUGGAGCUGGCAGAGGGCGCCACAAGCCUGGGCUCGACGGAUGAGCCGCCGGUGGGCCACCCCGGCGCCCAGCAGCUAUCGCGUUUCAAGUUCGUCAGGAAACCGGCGGCCGCGUUCGGCCUGACCCGCUCGGAGGGGAGCGCCGCUGGCUGCUCACAGUUCGAGUCUGCCGACGAUGACUUUCCAGAGCUGGACCUGGACUUCAGCUGGCCGCCGACGAAACGUAUCAAGUUGUGA